Molecule: messenger RNA, 1103 nt
Organism: Lagopus leucura (white-tailed ptarmigan)
Lineage: Eukaryota; Metazoa; Chordata; Aves; Galliformes; Phasianidae
Product: zinc finger protein 853-like
Exons: 3
Coding region: 150-776 (208 amino acids)
Biological process (GO): regulation of transcription by RNA polymerase II; central nervous system development
Cellular component (GO): nucleus
Molecular function (GO): RNA polymerase II cis-regulatory region sequence-specific DNA binding; DNA-binding transcription factor activity, RNA polymerase II-specific
Source: RefSeq, a predicted model, not a curated record
ACCCCCGGCUGGGGGGGGUCUCGUCCCCGUCCCCAUUGCGGGUGGGGUUGUAUUUGUAGGGGGGAGGGGGCGGUCGGGGGACAAGAGCUGCGCCAUCACUGGAGACCCCACUGCCGCCCCCUGGUCCCGCGUUUCCCCGUGUGAACGUGAUGGACGCAGAGGGGGGGCCCUCCAGCCCGGACCCCCCCCGGGACCCUGCGAGCACCGCCACAGCCCAUCCCGGCAGCGAGGCACCGGGUCGCCCCGCAAAGCGACGUCGGAAAGCAGCAGCAGCGCAGCCCAGGAGCGGAGCUUUGGGGCACCCGCGGGCUUUGGGGCCGUUGGAGGAGCUGCUGGGGUUGCGGGGCGGCCGCCUGCGCCCCACCAUCUGCGGGGAGUGCGGGAAGGGCUUCAGCCGCAGCUCGGACCUGGUGCGGCACCGCAUCACCCACACCGGGGAGAAGCCCUACACCUGCGGGGCCUGCGGGAAGGGCUUCAGCCAGAACUCCAACCUGGUCACCCACCAGCGCAUCCACACCGGAGAGAAACCCUACAGCUGCGGGGCCUGCGGGAAGCGCUUCAGCGAGAGCUCGGCGCUCAUCCAGCACCAGCGGACCCACACCGGGGAAAAGCCCUAUUGCUGCGGGGAGUGCGGGAAGCGCUUCAGCGUCAGCUCCAACCUCAUCCGGCACCGGCGAACCCACAGCGACGAGAAGCCCUACAUCUGCGUGGAGUGCGGGGAGGGCUUCCGCCACAAAUCCCAGCUGCGCCGGCACCAGAAGCUGCACUCGGCGUAGGGGGGAAGCGGCUUUGGGGAUGGGGAUCAUCCCCAUCUGCAUCAUCCUCAUCCGUGUUCCCAGGAUGGGGACUGCGGGGUGGGAGUGCGGUGCUGGACCCGGCCCCCCCCCCUCCUCUAGAAACCCCAAAAGCCCAGAGGGGGAAAGCGGGACGGGGCGUUGGAAGAGGGAACGCAACGGGGAGGUCGGGACUGCAGCCCAAACCAAUAAAAGGUGCUGGAGCUGCACUGCCUGGCUGGGGUCGUGGUGUUGGGCAAGUGAUGGGGCUGCGCUCUGCAUGGGGAGGAUCAGGACGGAUGGAUUUUCCAGUUCUCCCAGUUGGAGAGC